Leptinotarsa decemlineata (Colorado potato beetle) is the source of this 2417-nucleotide messenger RNA. It is a transcript of the gene PolI, whose product is annotated as DNA polymerase iota. The record is from RefSeq and is a predicted model, not a curated record. Gene Ontology annotation, molecular function: damaged DNA binding; DNA-directed DNA polymerase activity. Gene Ontology annotation, biological process: translesion synthesis. NCBI's taxonomy places the organism in Eukaryota, Metazoa, Arthropoda, Insecta, Coleoptera, Chrysomelidae.
ACCGCCCACGAAAAAGAUACAUGGAUGCCAUGUGCAAUCGCGGGACUCCUUUUUGUGUAGUGAGCGUCCAUCAGUAAAGUAACCUACAUGUGUAAACUGAAGUGAGCCCCCCCCCCCUUAUUCACGCUGGUUUCCAGGCCGAGUGGAUCGGAUAACCACGAAAAGGGGGCCAUAUAUGUGAAGAGGAGGCGACUUUAAAAAAGUUUAAUGUUUUUUUGGACAAAAAAAAAUGAGUGAAAAAACUAGGGGGUGGCAGCAUUGCUUCGAGCAAGACGGCUACGACCCCGCACGAAAACUCCUGUUGACAGGAGGAACUGGCAAAUGCUCCAGAAUGGGAAGCAACGCACAUACAAAAGAAGAGGGAGAGAACAUAUAAUCAGAAAUUGAAGUGAUUGUGUUUUGUGUUUGUAUAAGAAAUAUAAAUUUUUAGGUUACUAUUAUUACUAUUCAAGUUUUGAAUGUUUAAAUCCAGGAAACAUCUUCACAAAAAAUGGAGUCAGAUACGGCCUUGGACGAUCACUCGCGAACAAUUAUUCAUGUAGAUCUUGACUGUUUUUAUGCUCAAGUUGAAAUGAAUAAAAAUCCCAAACUGAGAGACGUUCCUUUGGGUAUCCAACAAAAGAACAUCGUAGUAACCAGCAAUUACAUUGCUCGGGAGUACGGAAUUAAAAAGUGCAUGUUGAUAGAAGAUGCUUUUAAACUUUGUCCAAACUUGGUAUUGGUUAAAGGCGAAGAUUUGCACGAUUACAGGCAAACGUCGUACAAAGUAACAGCACUCUUACAAAAGUAUUCGAACCUAGUAGAACGUUUGGGACUCGAUGAGAAUUUUAUAGAUGUGUCGAGGAUUGUUAGUGAACGAUUGGAAACUGGAGCAAACUGUGACGCAGUUGGUAAUAUUUUUGGAGACACGAGUGAUAUGUGCGAUUGUGGAUGUAGUGAGAGACUAGGAAUAGGUUCCAUUAUUGCUCAAAAUAUCCGUGAAGAUAUCAAAGUUCAACUUGGUUUGACAUCUUGUGCAGGCAUUGGACACAACAAACUUUUAUCCAAAAUUGCCGGAAGCAGGCAUAAGCCAAAUCAGCAGACAGUUGUUUUCCCAAACAGUGCUGUUGAGUUGAUGUUGACUUUAGAUGGAGUUUCAAGAAUUCCCAGUAUUGGCGUGGUCCUUUCCGAACAACUCAACAGUAUCGGUAUUAAGACAGUUCAAGACCUCCAAAGUACUAAUAUAUCGAAGUUGAGUGGACUUUUAGGGCCAGAAAAAGCAAAACAAGUUUACGAUUUGAGUUUUGGAAUAGACCGAAUACUUGUAAAGUCAUCUGGUAAACCCCAAAGCAUUGGCAUUGAAGACAGCUGCAAGUCAAUUUCAGCGGAAACAGAAGUGAAAGAGAAACUUGUUCAGCUUUUAAAUAGGCUCUUAGUACUAGUUGCUGAAGACGGCCGUAUUCCGAGAACUAUCAAAUUAACAGUCCGCAAGUUUGAUAAAAGCAGCAAAUUAGGUGUUCGGGAAACAAAACAGUGCAACAUCAAUUCAUCAUUAUUCACCUGCGGUGAUGUUACCAAAUUGGGUGAAAAUGCUCUGAAUAAGGUCAUGGUUAUUAUCAUGCGUUUGUUCAGUAAACUAGUGGACAGUACUAAACCCUACCACUUAACGUUACUUGGUUUGUCAUUCACUAAAUUUCAUCAGCGUUCCAUUGGAAAAAAUGCUUUAACAAAUUUCCUAGUCAAAGAUAUUGAAGUGCAGUCAGUAACAAACAUAAAAUGCAUAAGUGAGACCGAUGAACCUUCUUAUGAAACUCCGUGUUCCUCAACUGCAGAAAGUCCAGAAAAAGAACCAGGACCAGUUCGAAAAAAAAGCAAAACAAGUGACAUAGUUGCAAAGAGACGGUUUGUGAAAGAGACGGAAGAUUGUGAAUCACCGUUGAAGCUGCGAGUUGCCGAAUUGAGGUUGAAUUCCACAGAGAAACCCGCAGAUAGUAACCAAAACAUAUCUUGUCCUCCUAAUGCUGAUAAAGACGUUUUUCAUGCUUUGCCGAGGGAUUUGCAGGAAGAGUUAUGGGAGGAGUACAAGCAAACUAGAGAAAGAGACAUACCUGAUAAGCCUCUAGGCAAGAGGGUCAAACCUAAUAGUAUUCGUAAUUAUUUAGUUCCUCGAUAGUACAAAAUAUAUAUAAAAGUGCAAACAUAAUUUAUUCCUGCCAUUUUUUAUAUUUUUGAUAAUUCAAAAGUUUGUUAGGUGCAAAAAUCUCAAAGAAGCCCAUUUCUACCACUCAGUAACUAUACUCAAAUGAUUGACUUUCUUAGUGAAUCAGACAUGUUGGGUAUCAUUUAUAACCUUUCUUCACUAUUAAGUGAUCUGACAACUCAGCUUUAAUCAUAGAUAUCAUUUUCAUUUUGCACUGGAUUAAAAGGUAGAUUUGGAA